This is a messenger RNA of Saccostrea cuccullata (small rock oyster), 1295 nucleotides long. RefSeq names its product sodium- and chloride-dependent glycine transporter 1-like. The record is from RefSeq and is a predicted model, not a curated record. The transcript is spliced from 8 exons. Gene Ontology annotation, cellular component: plasma membrane. The annotation marks the transcript as partial. Gene Ontology annotation, biological process: sodium ion transmembrane transport. Lineage: Eukaryota; Metazoa; Mollusca; Bivalvia; Ostreida; Ostreidae.
AUCAUACACAAUAUCCGAAGGAAACUUUGUCAUUAUGGACAUACAAGACCAUCCCUCGUCAUUAUUAGAAUCAGAAUCAGAUAAUCCUAGUCCCAAGGACCGACCGGUAUGGAGUCGAAAAAUAGAAUACCUUUUAUCCCUAUUUGGUUACAGUGUGGGACUGGGUAAUAUCUGGAGAUUCCCUUAUCUCUGUAUGAGAAAUGGAGGAGGUGCCUUUUUGAUUCCGUUUUUUAUUUUGCUGUUCACCAGUGGAGUUCCUCUUUACUUUUUGGAAGUAGCCCUUGGACAGUUUACUGGAAAAAGCCCCGUUGUAGUAUGGUCCAUUUCCCCGUUAUUCAAAGGCCUUGGAUGGCUAAUGAUGACAAUCUCCUUUCUGGUGGCUUGGUACUUCAACUUGGUCAUUGCAUGGGUUCUCUAUUAUUUCGUCCAUGCUUUCUUCCCAAAGAUCCCAUGGGCUUCGUGUGAUAACUGGUGGAACACAGAGCAAUGCAUCGUCAGCCACAAGGAUAGACUUAACCUAAACAAUUCUUUUACAACGACGAAUCAAUCUACAACAGCAUGGACUAUCAAUGAAACCGAAUCCCUUUUCAAUACUUCCUAUGGUAGCCAGAAUAUAACAUAUAAUACGGCAGCAUAUGAAUUUUGGCAUUACAAUGUUCUUAGACGUUCUGAUGGUAUAGAGUAUCCUGGUUCGGUUCAGUGGCACCUGGUUUUGGUUCUUCUUGCUUCCUGGGUAUUGACAUUUGCAUGCCUUAUUAAAGGUAUACACUCAGUUGGAAAGGUUGUGUAUGUGACGGUUAUUUUUCCAUACAUUCUGUUGACUAUUCUCCUGAUACGUGGUGUUACUCUUGAUGGUGCCAUUGAUGGAAUUCUUUUCUACCUGAGCCCAGACUUUACAAAACUUCUACGCUUUCAAGUGUGGUUAGAAGCAGGACUGCAGGUGUUCUUUUCUCUUGGUCCGGCCUGGGGAGGCGUCAUUACCAUGGCAAGUUAUAACAAGUUCAACAACAAGUGCAUGAAGGACGCUUGGUCUGCUACUUUGGCUGAUGGUUUGACGUGUUUCUAUGCUGGCUUUGUUGUCUUCUCCGUCCUAGGAUUCAUGGCCAAAGACGUCGGUAUGACAAUGGAAGAAAUUUCAACCUUUUCAACAGGCCCUGGACUAGUAUUUGUGGCGUAUCCAGAAGUUAUUACGAAACUUCCGAUGCCCCACCUGUGGGGAGUCCUGUUUUUCCUCAUGUUGAUUACUGUUGGAGUAGACACCCAGGUGACUGAACAGGGAGAGGACCGAGUUUUUU